Molecule: messenger RNA, 2474 nt
Organism: Ruditapes philippinarum (Manila clam)
Lineage: Eukaryota; Metazoa; Mollusca; Bivalvia; Venerida; Veneridae
Product: excitatory amino acid transporter 1-like
Exons: 7
Coding region: 150-1055 (301 amino acids)
Biological process (GO): L-glutamate transmembrane transport
Cellular component (GO): plasma membrane
Molecular function (GO): glutamate:sodium symporter activity; neutral L-amino acid transmembrane transporter activity; L-glutamate transmembrane transporter activity
Source: RefSeq, a predicted model, not a curated record
UCAGAAACUGUUUCCCUGACAACAUAGUAGAGUCUGCAUUCAGAAAGCAAACGACUAUUGUUAAUACAUUUGAUGUGACAGAAACAGAUGGGAACACCACAAUUGUUGUCGAUCAAGUCGACUCCCCCAAAGUCAUUAAAGCAGAAGGGAUGAACAUUCUUGGCAUCGUCGUGUUUUCCAUAUUUUUCGGAGUUAUGUGCUCGAAGAUGGGACCAGCCGGAAAACCACUCUUGGACUUCUUUGAGGCUCUUCAUGUUGCGACCAUGAAACUUACAAUGUUGGUCAUCUGGUAUUCGCCUAUCGGAAUCAUCUUCCUUGUGGCCACAAAGCUGAUUGAGAUGGAGGACCCAAGUGUCGUGUUUAUACAGCUAGGAUACUACAUGCUUACUGUUCUUGCUGGACUCGCUGUCCAUGGUUUUAUAGUUCUCCCACUCGUCUAUUUCGUAGCUGCUCGCAGAAAUCCAUUUGUGUUUAUGUAUAACAUGCUGAAAGCGUUGCUCACUGCAUGGGGAACGGCAUCCAGUUCAGCUACAUUACCCGUCACUAUGGAAUGCUUGGAGCACCGCAACAAGAUCGACAUCCGGGUUGCCAAGUUUGUUGCUCCGAUUGGUGCCACUGUAAAUAUGGACGGCACGGCACUGUAUGAGGCAGUGGCGGCUAUCUUUAUUGCCCAGGUCAAUGGUAUAACCCUUAAUGUUGGCGAAGUGAUAACAAUUAGCCUGACAGCCACUGCAGCAGCCAUUGGGGCAGCAGGUAUUCCUUCUGCUGGACUCGUUACCAUGGCAAUAGUGUUGACUGCUGUUGGUUUACCAAUUGAUGACAUCAGACUUAUCUACGCAAUAGAUUGGUUCUUGGAUCGGUUCAGAACAGCUAUCAAUGUGCUGGGUGAUUCAUAUGGUGCUGGAAUUGUGGAGAAACUUUCGCAGGCAGAUUUAGCGAGAUUUGACCAGGAACAUGGCUUGGAUGCUGACAACGAAAUUUCAGUUGAAGAAACUAUUCCAGAAAUGGAAAAGGAAAACGGAGGGAUCAACAAUCCUACAUUUACAAAAUUUUGAGUACAUUUUUCAUGCUUAUAAAGAUGUGCGUGUCUUGUAGUGCUAUCAGAUGGGACAACAAUGAACUUGAGGCAUUUCUAAAGGUUAAUGCGGUAGUAAAAGAUAUUGCUACGCGCGUAAUCUAUAUAUAUAUUAUUGAUUUGUAUUUCAAUAAGUGUAUAAUGUAUUUUGCAAAUAACAAAAUCAUACCCCCGAAAAAAAAUCCCCAACAAUGACAAAAAAAAAAAACAUUACUAAAAAAACCAACAAAAUAUUAAUAAAUAUUUGAUAUGAUAUAUGAAUAAUAUCAAAUUUUGUGUAUAUACAUGUUCUUUUGUGAAUCGUAUACAUGUAAAUUACUUUAACAUUAAUACAUUUUUUUUAAAACAUUUAAAUGUAUUAACUUAACAUAAUUUUGCGUUCUUCUUCUUAUUUUGUCUUAUUUUUAUAUCAAAUAAUGAAACAUACAAUAAGACAAGGCAAGCCCUAUCUGUUGCUAGACGAUAUGAGAUAGCGUUGAACAACUCCUCUGUAAAAAUAAACCUUAUAAAUUAAGCACACACAGUUUUAACCUUAAGUUUAAUGAUUUAUCUUAUCAUAAACUUUUUUUACUGACAUAAAAAGAUUAGAUUGAAACGAUUUGUUUUGUCAUUCAUGAAGUUUAAUCUAAAUCGCAUCAAGCGUUUUUACGUCUUGUGAAUGAACAAACGUUCAAUAACUUGCGCGAGGUAGUUAACAUGGUUAUAAUCUGGUGCCGAUCUAUGCCUGAAAAAUGCUGUCUUUGUGACCGAAAACCCAACCAAAAUAAAUAGAUAAACAAAUACACAUUGAAUCAGGGACUGAUAAAAAAAAAUCAAAAUUCAAUUUGUAACUCUGUUAUUAUUAACUUUAAUGGUUCCUUUGACCUGAAAAAGUAUCUUCAUUUUUUUUUAAUGAUAAGAAAACAAACUUCGUUGCACAGUAAAUUGCAAGUAAUGAUGUUUAUUUCUUUUCUAAAUUGAAAACUGGACGCUGAUGCAUUCUUUACUGAUGUUGUUGAAAAUUUGAUUAAAAUUUUCGGUCAAAAAGUCAAUGGUGGACAGUCUACUGGUGACAAUAAGCGAUUUAUCAAAUUCUGUACCAGUCAAUGUAAAAGUGAAUUGCCCCUGGGCCCCGCACCCUUUUUACGGUUCAAUUUUGUUUUAAAUGUGUUUUCUUCAUGGCUCACGCUAUUUUUGUGAUAAUCAAUGUAUUGAAUUAGAUUAAAAUUUCAUAUAUUUAGAGGCUUUAUUUCAUACCACAUUAUUUUCGUAACAACUUUAUUUUGAUUUUACAUUAUCAAUGAUUGCUACAUUGUUUUAUAUAUAUAUUUUGUUACAAAACAAUACUUGUAUUCUGUCUUGGGUACAUUGUGAUGUAAAUAAAUAUUAUGUUACAUAUAUUAAAUAUGCACCAUAUACA